GCUGCAGCAGCUGCAGCGGCAUCGGAGGAAGAGGAGGCGGAAGGGCGGCCUGAGCGCAGACGCAGCAGCCGGGGCCAGCCGGGCACAGGCCUGCACAUUCCCUGAUGGCCCACAUGCCAGGGGUCCCAGGGGAACUGGACAACAUGGAGGGGCCUCCCUCGAUCAACAACAAUAACCCCACCCGAUGGGAGAGCCCCGAACGGGCUUGGGAUCGGGAACCCCCAGCAGCCCCAGCAGUAGCUUCUGGGUCAGGCAACGCAGCUGCCUCUCUCUUUGAGUGUUCCAGGAUCAAGGCCUUGGCAGAUGAGCGGGAGGCAGUACAGAAGAAGACUUUCACCAAAUGGGUGAACUCUCACCUGGGACGUGUGGGCUGCCGCAUCAGUGACCUGUAUGGAGAUCUGCGAGAUGGUUAUGUGCUUACCCGCCUUCUGGAGGUGCUAUCAGGGGAGCAGCUGCCACGGCCCACUCGGGGCCGGAUGAGGAUCCACUCCCUGGAGAAUGUGGACAAGGCACUGCAGUUUCUAAAGGAGCAGCGUGUUCACCUGGAGAAUGUGGGCUCCCAUGAUAUUGUGGAUGGGAACCACCGGCUCACCCUGGGGCUGGUCUGGACCAUCAUUCUUCGCUUCCAGAUUCAGGUCAUCAAGAUUGAGACAGAGGACAAUCAGGAAACACGGUCUGCCAAAGAUGCCCUGUUGCUUUGGUGUCAGAUGAAGACAGCGGGUUACCCUGAGGUGAACAUUCAGAAUUUCACCACUAGCUGGAGGGAUGGCCUGGCCUUCAAUGCUCUGAUCCAUCGACACAGGCCAGACCUAGUGGACUUCAGCAAACUCACCAAAUCCAAUGCCACCUACAACUUACAGCGGGCGUUUCACACUGCUGAGCAGCAGCUGGGGCUGGCCCGUCUACUUGACCCAGAAGAUGUGAAUAUGGAAGCUCCAGAUGAGAAAUCCAUCAUCACCUAUGUGGUCUCCUACUACCACUACUUCUCCAAAAUGAAGGCUUUGGCAGUUGAGGGAAAGAGGAUAGGGAAGGUACUGGACCAGGUGAUAGAGAUUGGGAAGAUCAUGGAGCAUUACGAGGAGCUGGCCUCAGAGCUGCUGGCCUGGAUUGAACGGACUGUGGCCCUCAUCAGCAACCAGAGGUUCGCCAACUCUCUCAGUGGUGUCCAACAGCAACUGCAGGCUUUCACUGCCUACUGCACCCUGGAGAAGCCCAUCAAGUUCCAGGAGAAAGGGAACCUAGAAGUUCUGCUCUUCAGUAUUCAGAGCAAACUUAGGGCCAGCAACCGGCGUCUUUAUGUGCCCCGAGAAGGCUGCAGCAUCUCUGACAUCAACAAGGCAUGGACACAACUAGAAAAGGCAGAGCAUGAGCGGGAGGUUGCUCUGCGAGGAGAGCUCAUCCGGCAGGAGAAGCUGGAGCUUUUGGCUCAGAGGUUUGACCACAAGGCAGCCAUGAGGGAGAGCUGGCUUAGUGAGAACCAACGCCUCGUGUCCCAGGACAACUUUGGGUAUGACUUACCAGCAGUGGAGGCGGCCAUGAAGAAGCAUGAAGCUAUCGAAGCCGAUAUCUCAUCCUAUGAAGAGAGGAUCCAGGCUGUGGCCGACUUGGCCCAGGCACUGGCUGGGGAGGGUUAUUAUGAUGCACGGCGUGUUGCUGCCCAGCGCGACAGUGUCCUGCGCCAGUGGGAGUUAUUGACUGGGCUUGUGGGAGCCCGAAGGACUCGGCUUGAGCAGAAUCUGGCACUACAGAAAGUCUUUCAGGAGAUGGUCUAUAUGGUGGACUGGAUGGAGGAGAUGCAGGCCCAGCUUGUGUCCAAAGAGUGUGGCCAGCAUCUCUUGGAGGUGGAAGACCUGCUGCAGAAACACGGGUUGCUAGAAGGGGAUAUCACAGCCCAGAGCGAGCGUGUGGAGGCCCUCAAUGCCACAGCACUGAGAUUCUCCCAGCUACAAGGUUACCAACCCUGUGACCCACAGAUCAUCCGAAAUCGAGUGAGCCACGUGCACGGUUGCCUGACGGAGCUUCAGGAACUGGCAGGCAGGCGGCGGGCAGAGCUGGAGGCAUCCCGGACCUUGUGGGCACUGUUGCAGGAGCUGGAGGAAUCCGAGGCCUGGGCACGGGAGAAGGAGCACCUUUUGGAGAGCAGGGCUAGCGGUGGAGGCGGAGGCCCCCAUGACCUCCCCAGCGCUGCCCGCCUCCUGGCCCAGCACCGGAUCCUACAGGGAGAGCUAGGUGGGAGGCGCGCGCUGCUGCAGCAGGCCCUGCAGCGGGGUGAGGAGCUAACGGCCAGUGGAAGCGGCGAUGCCGCAGCUAUGGGAUUGUUGGAGAGGGCAGCAGGUGCCCGGCGGCGCUGGCAGCGGCUGGAGGAGGCAGCAGCGAGGCGGGAGAGGCGACUGCAGGAGGCACGGGCCCUCCAUCAGUUUGGAACAGAGCUGGAUGGACUCUUAGCCUGGCUGAGGGACGCGUACCGCCUGGCAGCCAGUGGGGACUUUGGGCACGACGAGGCAUCAAGCCGGCGGCUGGCACGACAGCACCGGGCUCUGUCUGGGGAAGUGGAAGCUCACCGGGGCGUAGUGGCGGGCUUGCGACGGCAGCUGGCUGGGCUGGGUGGGACUGGGCGCGAGGCAGCCGCGGGCGCAGCGGCUGGUGGGGUCAUGGCGCUGCAGGUCCGCGUGGUGGAGGUGGAGCAGCUGUUUGCGGAGGUGGCAGAGGUGGCGGGCCUGCGCCGCCAAUGGCUGAGGGAUGCUCUGGCCGUGUACCGCAUGUUCAGUGAAGUUCACGCGUGCGAACUCUGGAUUGGUGAAAAGGAGAAGUGGCUACUCGCCAUGCGUGUUCCUGAUGACCUUGAUGAAGUGGAGGUUGUACAACACAGGUUUGAGAGUCUGGACCAGGAAAUGAAUAGUCUGAUGGGUCGCGUGCUCGAUGUGAAUCACACGGUCCAGCAGCUGGUGGAAGGGGGACAUCCCAGCUCCGAGGAGGUGCGCUCUUGCCAAGACCACCUCAACAGCAGGUGGAACAGCAUUGUAGAGCUCGUGGAACAGCGGAAGGAGGAGGUGAACUUGGUUCUCUCUGUCCAGAAUCACCUGCUGGAGUGUGCAGAGGUGAAGAGCCAGGUCCGAGAGCGGCGGAUGGCGGUAGAGAGUGCACCACGAGCUGGUGGGGCCCUCCAGCGCCUCCUCAGCUCCCUCGAAGCAGCUCUCCUUGCACUGGAGCCCAGGCUGCAGGCUCUGAGAGAGGAGGGUGAGGCUCUUGUUGCCCGUUACCCAGCCCAGGCCCCUCGGCUGCAGCCAGAGCUAGAAGAGCUGGACAUUGAGUGGGCAGCCCUGGGCCAUGCAGCUCAGAACUGUGGCGAGGCGCUGGCCACUGCCAGCCGGCUCCAGGGAUUCCUGCAUGACCUUGAUGCCUUCCUUGACUGGCUGGUGCAUGCCCAGGAGUCAGCGAGUGGUGGAGGACAGCUGCCAGGCUGCUUGGAGGAGGCAGAUAGCUUGCUGAGCCAGCAUGCUGCCCUCAAGGAAGAGAUGGACCGGCGGGAGGAGGAUUUCGGGCGCAUUCAGGCAGCUGGAGAUGCUCUGGCGGCUGAUGGGGCUGAGCUGGGGCCUGAGCUGGCCCUGGAAGACUGGCUGCCCCACUUGGAACUGGGCUGGCAGAAGCUGCUGAGUCUGUGGGAAGCUCGCAGGGAAGCGCUGGCCCAAGCCCACGUCUACCAGCUCUUCCUCCGAGAUGUGCGCCAGGCCCAUGCUGUACUCCACAACCAGGAGACAGUGCUGUCAGGCCUGGAGCUACCUGGGACAGUGGAGACAGUGGUGGAGGCCAUCAAGCGUCACCGGGACUUUCUGACCACCCUGGAACUGAACCUGCAGAAGAUCCAUGUGGCUGUGCAGGCGGGAGAAAUCCUGCAAAGGCAGGGAAAUGUCUAUGCUGAGGAGGCGCAGGAGCACGGGGCCCAACUGCUGCAAAAGAGCCAAGAAACUCAGCUUCGGGCCCAGCAGUGGAUGCAGUGUCUCUGUGACCAGCUGGAGCUGCAGCAUUUCCUAAGAGACUGUCAGGAGCUGGAUGGCUGGAUUCAUGAAAAGAUGCUGAUGGCUCGGGACAGUACUCGGGAGGAAGGUCACAAACUGCGGAAGCGAUGGCUCCGGCACCAGGCCUUCAUGGCCGAGCUGGCCCAGAAUAAGGAAUGGCUGGAGAAGAUUGAGAAGGAGGGCCAGCAGCUGAUGCAGGAAAAGCCUGAACUGGCGAGCUCUGUCCAGAAGAAACUGGGGGAGAUUCGGCAGUGCUGGGCCGAGCUGGAGAGCACUACCCAGGCCAAGGCUCGGCAGCUGUUUGAGGCCAGCCAGGCAGACCAACUGGUCCAGAGCUUCGCUGAACUGGACAAGCGGCUCAUGCACAUGGAGAGCCAGCUUCAGGGGGUGGACCCUGGGGGAGACCUAGCCACUGUCACCAGCCAGCUGAAGAAGCUGCAGACCAUGGAGUCCCAGGUAGAGGAGUGGUGCCGGGAAGUGGGGGAGCUUCAAGCCCAGACUGCAGCCCUACCUCUGGAACCCGCAAGCAAGGAGCUGGUGGGGGAGCGGCAGACAGCGGUGGGCACACGCAUCGUGCGCCUCAUCGAACCCUUGAAGGAACGGCGGCGCCUCCUGCUGGCCUCCAAGGAGCUGCAUCAAGUAGCCCAUGACCUGGAGGAUGAGAUUGCAUGGGUCCAGGAACGAUUGCCUUUGGCGACUCAGACGGAUAAGGGGAACAGCCUGCAAUCUGUGCAGCAGCUGAUUAAGAAAAAUCAGAGCCUCCGCCGGGACAUCCAGGGACACCGAGGCCGGGUGGAGGAGGUGCUGGAACGAGCCGGGGCCCUGGCCUCCCUGCGCAGCCCGGAGGCGGAGGUGGUGAGCCAGGGCCUGGAGCGCCUUCGGGGGCUGUGGAGCUCCCUGCAGGAGGAAGCCGAGCGGCGGCAGCAGGUGCUGGACGCGGCCUUCCAGGUGGAGCAGUAUUACUUUGAUAUGUCGGAGGUGGAGGCCUGGUUGGGGGAGCAGGAGCUGCUGCUGAUGAGCGAAGAGACGGGCAAGGAUGAGCAGAGCACACUUCAACUCCUGAAGAAGCAUUUGCUAUUAGAGCAAAGCAUUGAAAACUACGAGGAAAGCAUCGCCCAGCUCUCCCGCCAAUGCCGUUCCCUGCUGGAGAUGGGGCACCCAGACAGUGAGCAGAUCAGCCGACGCCAGUCUCAGGUGGACCGCCUGUACGUGGCCCUGAAGGAGCUGGGAGAAGAACGCCGGGCGCGCCUAGAACAGCAGUACUGGCUGUAUCAGCUGAGCCGCCAGGUGGACGAGCUGGAGCACUGGAUUGCGGAGAAGGAGGUGGUGGCUGGCUCCCCGGAGCUGGGCCAGGACUUUGAGCAUGUCACAGUCCUGCAAGAAAAAUUCACAGAGUUUGCCAGUGAGACGGGUAACGCCGGGCGGGAGAGGCUGGCUGCCGUGAACCAAAUGGUGGACGAGCUGAUCGAGUGUGGCCACACGGCCGCGGCCACCAUGGCCGAGUGGAAGGAUGGGCUCAACGAGGCCUGGGCCGAGCUGCUGGAGCUCAUGGGCACGCGGGCCCAGCUGUUGGCCGCCUCUCGGGAGCUGCACAAGUUCUUCAGCGAUUCCCGCGAGCUGCAGAGCCAGAUUGAGGAGAAGCGGAGGCGGCUGCCCCGCCUGACGGCCCCUCCAGAGCCUAGGUCCAACGCAGGCAGUAUGCAGCGGGCACUGAGGGCCUUCGAGCACGACCUGCAGCUGCUUGUGUCCCAGGUACGGCAGCUACAGGAGGGGGCGGCCCAGCUGAGAACUGUGUAUGCGGGGGAGCACGCUGAGGCCAUUGCAGGACGGGAGCAGGAAGUUCUGCAAGGCUGGCGGGAGCUGCUGGCCGCCUGCGAAGAUGCCAGGCUGCAUGUCAGCUCCACGGCGGAUGCCCUGCGUUUCCACAGUCAGGCCCGAGACCUGCUGACCUGGAUGGAAGGCAUCAUGGGCCAGAUCGGGGCCACUGACAAACCCAGGGAUGUGUCAUCGGUGGAGGUGCUAAUGAACUAUCACCAGGGCCUGAAGACUGAAAUCGAGGCCCGGGGCCCGGAGCUGGCCUCCUGCCUGGAGCUGGGCCGUUCCCUGCUGCUUAGCAAGAGCCCUAUGGCAGAUGAGAUCCAGGCUCAGCUGGAUAAAUUAGUGUCUCGGAAAGAGGCGAUGAUGGAGAAGUGGGACCAGCACUGGGAGUGGCUGCAGCAGAUGCUGGAGGUACACCAGUUUGCGCAGGAGGCCGUGGUGGCUGAUGCCUGGCUAAAUGCCCAGGAGCCUCUGCUACAGAGUCGAGAGCUGGGCAGCAGCGUGGAUGAGGUGGAGCAGCUGAUCCGGCGGCACGAGGCCUUCCGCAAGGCAGCGGCGGCCUGGGAAGAGCGCUUCAGCUCCCUUCGACGCCUCACCACGAUCGAAAAACUGAAGGCUGAGCAGAGCAAGCAGCCCCCCACGCCCCUUUUGGGCCGCAAGAUCUUUGGGGACCCUACGGAGCUGGCGGCCAAGGCAGCGCCCCUGCUGCGGCCCGGGCCCUACGAACGGGCCCUGGAUCCACUGGGCAGGAGGAGCCCAGAGCCUCUGGCCAUCCCCAGCCGCCUGGACUCGCCUCUGGCUGAAGGCCGAGCCAGGGUCGGCUACGUGCGUCAGGGACUAAAGCCUGAGAGGUUACAGCCGAGGCUUGACCGGCUCCAUGAGGGCACAGGAGAAGCACUGUCUGGGCUUGGGCUUGGGCUUGGGCUUGGGCUUGGGGCUGGGGCCGGGGCUGGGACUGGGACUGGGACUGGGGCCGGGGGUGGGGCUGGGGCAGAGGAGGCCAUUGGACCUCGGCGGGAAAGGCUCGAGUCCCGAGGGGCAGCCCCAGUGGAGGUCACAGUGGAACGGGGCCGACCCGAGCCACAAGUAUCCACCGAGCUGGAGGUGGGACGGGUAGAGGAACUGCCCCGGCGGAGAGCAGAGAGGCAUCCGGAAAGGCAAGAGUCCAUCGAACCUGAGCCCAAGCCCACUGCCAGCCUCACCCUGGGCCGCUAUGAGCAGCAGGAAAGGCGGAGGGAACGCAGAGAGAGGAGGCUGGAGCGCCAAGAGUCCAGUGAGCAGGAGACCCCCCGGGCGGACCCUGCCAGGGGGAAGGCCACCCUCGCUGACAUCGUCGAGCAGCUACAGGAAAAGGAGUCAAGCACGGGGCCAUUAGCCAAUGUCACCGCCACUGCCACUGCAGGGCCCUCGCUCCCCCAAUCCCGGGAACUCCCACCCUCAUUCCCUGAGCGGAUGCCCCGGCCUGACCGACCCCGUGCCCGCGACCGGCCCAAGCCCCGACGACGUCCUCGGCCCCGGGAUCCCAGUGGUGAAGGUGGUGCUGGGCGGAGGUCUCGCUCAGCCCCAGCCCAGGGCACCAGUGCCCCGCCCCCUCCACCACCUACCCACACCGUACAGCGAGAAGGCUUUUUGCUUCGUAAGAGAGAGCUGGAAGGGCCCAACCGCAAGGCAUCCAACAGGUCGUGGAUGAAUUUGUACUGUGUGCUCAACAAAGGGGACCUAGGCUUCUACAAAGAUGCCAAAGGCCCGUCAUCAGGUGGCACUCAUGGAGGAGAGCCCCUGCUCAGCCUGCAUAAUGCCAUCUGCGAGGUGGCCAGUGACUACAAAAAGAAAAAGAAUGUUUUCAAACUCAAGACCCACGAUGGCAGCGAGUUCCUUCUCCAGGCCAAAGAUGAGGAGGAGAUGAAGGGCUGGCUCCAGGCCGUGGAGAGCUCAGUGACGGAGCAUGCGGAGAUCUCCCGUUGGAGCCAGACGCUGCCCACCACAUCUUCCACUGACGAGGCUAACCCAAGGCCAGAGGGCCCGGCCCCCCGAAGAGCUAGUGGCCGCCGGAAGUGACCCUGCCUCAGGGUCUCCAGCACUGUUAUGGACCCAGGCCUUACCCCAGUGGGCGUGCCCAUGCUGAGGGCCCUGACAACCACACAGACAUGUCUUCCCCUCCACCUUCCCCACCUCCACCUGCCUGGGCAUGGAGAAACUUCACCCUUCUCCCUUUGUGAUGUGGAGAGAUGCCCCCAGGCCUGAACCUCUCCUCUGCCCAGUGGGCAUAGAGAGACCUGGACACUGAAAGAAGGGGGACUCUCCGGGGAGAAGUGUUCUAGGAUGGGGGAGGGGCCCUCAUGCCAUCGGCCCCUUGCUGGAGGCCUGCCCUCACAAGCCAUAUUGCUGUUCCUGCCCCUUCCCCAGGGUCUUGGGCUUCUUCUUUUUUUUUUAUGCAAUAAAUGAGGCGGGGGGAGGGGACAAGGGAGAGUAGUUUGGGU
Trichosurus vulpecula (common brushtail) is the source of this 8314-nucleotide messenger RNA. RefSeq names its product spectrin beta, non-erythrocytic 4 (gene SPTBN4). Bases 105 to 7892 code for a protein of 2595 amino acids. The record is from RefSeq and is a predicted model, not a curated record. Gene Ontology annotation, cellular component: plasma membrane; cortical actin cytoskeleton; cell projection. The transcript has 36 exons. Gene Ontology annotation, molecular function: structural constituent of cytoskeleton; actin filament binding; phospholipid binding. Lineage: Eukaryota; Metazoa; Chordata; Mammalia; Diprotodontia; Phalangeridae. Gene Ontology annotation, biological process: actin cytoskeleton organization.